Molecule: messenger RNA, 3351 nt
Organism: Homarus americanus (American lobster)
Lineage: Eukaryota; Metazoa; Arthropoda; Malacostraca; Decapoda; Nephropidae
Exons: 9
Coding region: 153-1064 (303 amino acids)
Source: RefSeq, a predicted model, not a curated record
UAGUCGUUCGUGCAGGUGAUGGUGACCGCGGCGGCGCGUCCAACACGUGCGCUUGAGGACACUCAUUUGUGCGGCGCGGUGUAAACACAUACAGUUUAAGGCUUUUAAAAGAAGGAGAAGGAAUCACUUUGGGUGGUCACCGCAGGUCUUUUAUGAAGUCGCUUGAGCAAGGAACCGAAUUAACAGAAAAAAACAAAGCCAUGGCAGAUCAAGAGGUGAUGGAUGUUACCUCAGAUGCCAAUGGUACAUCACCCAAGGUAGAAAGCAAAGAUGGAAGGACUCCAGCUAAGGGAGGAAGAUUUGGGUCCAGGGGAGGACGAGGUGGUCCCAGAGGAAGACUUGCCUUUAGGGGCAGAGCAGAUGCAGAUGAUCAGAGAGAAAAGGACCCUUGUGGUGUGUUCCUGUUCUUCCCUAAUGUCAUCACUGCAGACACAGCUGCAGAAUUGCUGAGAGUUGGAAAAUCUGCCACUGAGAUGAGAUUAGGAAAGAUGUGCUAUAUGAAUUUUGCAACAGAAGAUGAAGCUACAGAGAAGAAAAAAGAAUUAUCAGAAACCGAUUUUGAUGGAGUGAAGCCACAUGUUGACUCUGCCUUUAAGCAACGGGAUUCUAGCAAGCAGAAUUCCAGUGAAGAUGCAGAGGCAGCACCGUCAAAGAAUAAGGAAAGAGAAAAGGAUCCAUGUGGCAUAUUCAUCUUCUUCAAAAACAUCAUCACAGCUAACCCUGCUGCUAAGUUGCUGGUUGUUGGUAAAAGUGCCACGCAGAUUAGAUUUGGGAGGAUGUGUCAUAUGAAUUUUGCAACAAAAAAUGAAGCAGAGGAGAUGAAAAAGCUAUUAUCAGAAAUGGAUUUUGAUGGACUGACACCACAUGUUGAUUCUGCAUAUAAACACCGAACCAGGGAUGCUGGGAAGCCAGAGAAACGGGACCAGGACGAGGAUGUUGAAGUACCUCCAUCCAAAAAGAAUAAAGCCAAGGAAGAAGAAAGGACUAAUGAUGAAGAUGAAAAUAUGAAGGAGGAUAUGGAUGAAGAGGAGGAGGAAGUUAACAAUGAUGCUGGUAAUGAAUAAGAAUAUAAUAUACUGUGCACUAGGAUUUAUUUAUGUCACAGACUUAUAAACUAUAUUUUUUAUUACAGUUACAGGCAGUGUAUUACAACAAACUUUGUACUCUGUCAUUUCAUGCCACGUGAUCCUUCAAAUUGGACCAGAACUUUCAAAAUAAAUUUUUAAAUAAUUUGUUUUAGAUUGUAAUUAAGUGAGUGCCAGCAAAAUAUUAUGGUUUCUGUUCAAAGAAUGUUCUUCAGAUAAGGACUGAACUUUGGUGCAGUUAAAUAUUCUUGAGUGGUCAGUUUGAUUCUCAAGAGGCAUAAGAGACUGUGCUGAAGCAUGUGAGGAUAGUACAAGAAAAUAAAUUUUCAUAGCAAUUAGAUUGUCAUAUUACCGAGGAGAUAUAAUACAUGGCAGGUAAGUAAUUCUAUUUAGCAGCUGCAUAAUCAUACAAGUUUUGUAUGACUUGUAUUACGUUUAGGAUGUUUUACCCUCACCUCAGUUUCGAUGACCUUUACAACAGAAACUCCUUUACAGAUGAUACGUUAACAUUCGUGUCAUAGUUUGUUAGUUAUUACUGGAUAUUUAUGGCAUCUUCAUGGGGUUUAUCUUAUCUCAGUGUUUCUUUUGUGUUGUUGUCAACAGUGCCCAAACCUGGCUAAAAGAUUUUCAUACCUGAGACAUUAGUUGUAUUGGCACCACACAGUGAGAUAAUAUUCACUGAACAAAUUUGUAUGUGUUGGACAAUAACACAGCAGACUAUCUUGAAGAUCUUUGUUAAACGAGACUAAUGUGCUUGGAUGUUCUGUGUUCACACAAGAGGCCUGUAUGGUGGGAAGUAUUGGUUAAAAAUGCACUAUUUCACUUUGCCAUCAUGGAAAAUUUAUGUAUAUCAGUUUUUGCAACCAUUUGAUUUAAAUAUAUCUAGCAUUGCACCAUCUUCAAGAUGGAACCUGUGUCCUCCUCCUCCCCUCCCCUUUCCACUUAUCUUAUGCCCCUUGAAACCCAAUGCCUCCUCUUGCAUCUUCUCCCCAACCCGUAAGUCCCUCCUCCCCUUUUGUUUUAUUACGUUGCCAAGAGACUCCCUGUUGCAAGACCUUUCCCAGUGAGAUGUAUAUAACUUUUGUGAAAUAGAUUUGCAGUUUAUCUGGAACCAAUAUAUAUAUACAUACAUACAACUUUGCUUUGUAAUUCUAGAUUAACUGCUUUAUCAACAUCUAAGGUCAUAAACUUUAUAAGAAAAAAAAAAGAUUAGCAUUUCUGAUUGACCAUUUGAAUACUUUGUACCACUGGAAAGAAACCAGGCCUAUGUAAAAGAUUAUUAACCCAGAAUAUCAUGUUAGUUUUUUAUAUUGUUUAGGUUUAAGCUGGUCUCUACAAUGCCACCAUUGUUCCUGAAAUAAAGAAUCUCUUACAUAAUACUGUGCUUCACUGUCAAAAUAUUCAGUGAGGUAUUUUUCUGGCUCUUGAAUAAUUAAUUUGUGAAAUGGGGUGGUAUCCAUAGUUUAUGAUACUGUAUUUACAUGGAUAUAAUAGGUGCUCUAUGGGUUGGUCACUAGUGUUCUGGAUUUCUUGGCCCACAAGAAAUGGAUUCAGUCUCAUGCCAGGCAAGGUUGGCUGGCAUUAUUCCGCAUGCUUUGCACUGAGCUGGUCACCAGCCAAAUUGGUGGAUUGGACUAAGCUAACCCUUUACACUUUGGGCUGCCACCUCACAGGUUUUGGAAGAUAAUGUAAUUUUUUUUAAUGUAAUAUCCUACUUCAUGUCAUCCUCAUCACUAACUUUUAGGUUCAGUCUUUUUCAGUAUUUCUAAUAUAUUCUAUCUUGUACUAUAUUUAUUAUCACUGCAUAUUUUUCAUAAUUUUUUAAAUUCUUGAUUUACAUGUUACUGUUUUUAACUUAGCAAUGUUGUUUAUAUACAUACUUCAGCCAAAGAAUUUUGGGUGCAUCUAGUGCUACCCUUGUUGAUUACUGGUACGUAAUAUGAAAUGUUGUUUCUGUUCAGUAACUUGGAACAUUAAAUUCAGUAUUAAGUUUCAUUUCAUGAAUAUCUAGAUAAUCAGCAUUACCAUGGUUAUUUAGCAGUAAUAGCCUUUGUUCUAUAUUGGUGGAGGCACACAUCACCAUGUCUAAUUUUUUGUUGAUUCCAUGAAUGCAUCUUUUUCUUUAUUUUUGCAUUAAAUUAUACUCUUUUUUUUUAAGUUAGUGCUGACAGGCAAAUAAUAUGUGACUGGCAUAACGCCAGUUGUGUUCACAUAGUUGACAAAUCUGAAUUUCUAUGAUAUAAAUAUUAAAAAGAAAUACUAUAUG